Gadus chalcogrammus (walleye pollock) is the source of this 1239-nucleotide messenger RNA. It is a transcript of the gene soul2, whose product is annotated as heme-binding protein soul2. NCBI's taxonomy places the organism in Eukaryota, Metazoa, Chordata, Actinopteri, Gadiformes, Gadidae. Gene Ontology annotation, cellular component: cytoplasm. The transcript is spliced from 4 exons. Bases 79 to 702 code for a protein of 207 amino acids. The record is from RefSeq and is a predicted model, not a curated record.
GCAUUGCCCUUGGUAGCUUGCGUUGUCUGUUGUGAACUUAAUAACACCCAAGGGUGCCUACACCUCCUCUCUUUAGGUAUGGAAAAGGGACCGACUCCUGGGCUUUGGUCUGCGCUCCUCAUACUUGCCAUGCUGUCCGGAAUAGGGAGCUGGGUCGUUCCGGACUUCUGCCGCACGUCCUACGAAUGCCCCGAAUAUACACUGCUCAACCAGAAUGCUGACUUUGAGGAGCGCCUGUAUGUGGAGACGCUGUGGAUGACGGCCAAGGUCAGGAGCACCAGUAACACUGAUCUGUCCGAGGGCUUCUGGAAACUGGAUAAGUUUCGAAAAGGGAAUAACGUCCAAGGUCGAACGGUGCCCUGUAAGACCUGGCCUGCUAUCAUCACCGUCCGUCAGGGAGAAGAUUACGGCAGCGAGCCGGAGGUGUCCGUCUCGUGGUUUUUUGUCCCGGGCACGCAGCUGCCUUUGCCCCUCGACACAUCCAUCUCAAUGGAAGUGAGACCCGCUGGAAAAGUCUACGUUAGGAUCUUCAGUGGUACAGCGAGCCAAAGCAAGGCCCUGGCCACCGCGGUGGAGCUGGGAGAGAUGUUGACCCUGGCUGGGAAGACCUUCGAGGCCCACAGAUACACAGGGGCCUUCUACGACAGCCCCUGGGACAUACUGCGUGUGCACCACAAUGAGAUCUGGAUCAACGCAGCUUAGCAUGAACAGUGAUCCUAAUCUUGUAUAUCUAUAUAUAUCUGAUGUGUAUCUGAAUGCAAUACGUAUGACAUCACCAAUAACUGUGUUACUUUGAAAGUGAUUUUUAAUUAAAAGUGAGUGAAUGAGUGCGUUCUUAAUUUGAGAUUUAUUACAUUAUUCAAGGGAUAUGUAAUGUGGCUGCCAAUAAAAAAAAUACACCUAAUGUAAACGGAUGCCAUUUUUUGUAUCAACCCAUGGGUAAUUCUCCGUGUUUAAUGUAACCAGUGAAGCAAGGUGUUCCCUGUGUCGCGUCAUGCUAUGUUAACAGUGUGAUGCCGGGAGCUUGACGCUAGAUGUCACUAGCGGCUCUUUAUAGUCACAUUUGUAUUACUGGUGCGCUCUCAAUGCUUCCCCUGCUGAGACCUAAACCAGUCCUAAACAAAACAAUCCCAUCCGGGCUUUUUACAAGGACCAUGUUAAAAGGAAUAUUUUAGUCAUCACAAAUUUGCAUUUUGUAUUGCCUGACUACAGUGAAAAAUGAAGGAAAGAUUAUUAAAC